GUUGUUUUAGUUUCGAGCCCUCUCUGCUUCCCCGCUCGCUCCUCUUCUCCUCGUUCUCCGUCGGUUGUCAGCGACGACGAAGAGAUCGUCGCCCUCUCUGUCUCUCCUUUCUGGGUUGCACGGCGCUGGAUUCUCUUCUCGUGCGGCCUCUCUUCGCAUCGAGGCUUGAUCCCCUCGAAUUCCUGCUCUGUCAUCGGUUCUAUCGUAAUUGGAGGCGCCAGAGGAGGAAGAUCGAGGAUCGCGUUGGUUGCGGGUUCGAUUGUUGACUUAUCGACACAUUAGGGUAGAGAGGAAGGGGGAUUUUUGUAAGCGUGCUACUUUCUUCGCUUUGUGAAAGGGCCGGGGAAGGAGGCUUUUAUGGGUUCGCAACUGAAACGACCUAACGUUUCCCGAGCGGAUCCGUCUGGGCAAACCCAUAUGGCGCCAGCAGCUAAUAGCACUGCUCCCAAGCUUACGACCAAUGAUGCCCUAGCCUAUCUGAAGGCCGUGAAGGAUAUAUUUCACGACAAAAGAGAAAAAUACGAUGAGUUUCUUGAGGUCAUGAAGGACUUCAAGAGCCAGAGGAUCGAUACAAAUGGAGUUAUUAUGAGGGUGAAGGAGUUAUUUAAGGGGCAUCGGGAUCUAAUCUUGGGGUUUAACACCUUCUUGCCAAAGGGAUAUGAGAUUAAGCUACCAGAAGAAAAGAAACCAAUUGAGUUUGAGGAGGCAAUUGAUUUUGUUAAUAAAAUCAAGAAUCGUUUCGAGAAUGAUGAACAUGUUUAUAAGUCAUUCUUAGAUAUCCUGAAUAUGUACCGUAGGGAUAACAAGUCAAUCCAUGAGGUUCAUGAAGAGGUAGCUGCCCUUUUUCAAAAUCAUCAAGAUUUGCUUGAGGAAUUCACACAUUUUUUGCCUGAUGCGUCAGCAACAUAUGCAUUGCAUCAUGGAUAUAGUGGUCGAACUUUUUCACGUCGGGAUGACAGGAGCUAUAUGAUGCCUACAUUAAGGCAUGUUCAUGUGGAUAAGAGGGACAGGACUCAUGCAGCACAUGUUGACCGUGACUUUAGUGUGGAUCGUUCUGAUACAGAGCAUGAUAGAAAGAGAAGACGUCGAGAUAGGGAAAAGGACAGGAAGGAAGAUAGUGACAGGAAAAAUCAUGAACGAGACGAGGAUUUGGAGCUGGAUAGUGGUGAUUUAGAUAACACACAGCAUAAGCAUAAACUUUCUUCUCAAAAAGCUGAUGACUCUACUGCUGAACUGAUGCAACAAGGAGCUGAUGGCCCUAUCCUGUAUAGCAUUUCGUCUUCAACAUUUGAUGAUAAAAAUGCUUUGAAGAGUGUAUAUAAUCAAGAAUUUAAUUUCUGUGAAAAAGUGAAGGAAAAGUUGCAUCCUGACACCUACCAGGAAUUUUUGAAAUGCCUUCACAUAUACAGCCAAGAAAUAGUAACUAGAACGGAACUAAAGAAUCUGGUAACUGACAUCCUAGGAAAGUAUCAGGAUCUCAUGGAAGGUUUUAAUGAAUUUUUAGCACAUUGUGAGAAUAUAGAUGGAUUUCUAGAAGGUGUGUUCAACAAAAGUAUGUCUAAAGGGCAUAUGGGUAGACCAGCUAAAAUGGAGAAUAGAGACAAAGAAAGGGAUCGUGAAUUUGUUGAACGAGAGAAAGAUCAUGAAAACGAGAGACACGCUGAAAGAGAAAGAGUUGAUAAAGGCAUCUCACACAAGGCUACUCUAUGCUCAAACAAAGAAAAAUAUAAUUUAUGGAAACCAAUUUCAGAGCUAGACUUCUCAAAUUGUCAACGAUGUACUCCAAGUUACCGCCUUCUUCCCAAAAAUUAUCUUAUACCCCCUACUAGCCACAGAACUGAACUUGGAGAAUCUGUACUAAAUGAUCAUUGGGUGUCGGUGACUUCUGGAAGUGAGGAUUAUUCUUUCAAACACAUGCGAAAAAAUCAAUAUGAAGAAAGCUUAUUUAGAUGUGAAGAUGAUAGAUUUGAGAUGGAUAUGCUAUUGGAAUCAGUGAAUGCAACAACUGAACGUGUUGAGGAAUUGCUGGAAAUAAUGCAUGAUCCUGCCAAAUCAGAUAAUCCUAUGCACAGUGAAGAAAAUCUUACAUCUCUAAAUUUGAGAUGUAUCGAACGGUUAUAUGGAGACCAUGGUCUUGAUGUCAUGGAUGUGCUUCAGAGAAAUGCUAGUCUUGCAUUGCCAGUCAUAUUAACUCGUCUGAAGCAAAAGCAAGAAGAAUGGUCUAGGUGCCGUUCAGAUUUCAAUAAAGUUUGGUCAGAAAUAUAUGCCAAGAAUUAUCACAAGUCACUUGAUCAUCGCAGUUUCUAUUUCAAGCAACAGGAUUCAAAGAACUUGAGCACAAAAACUUUGCUGGCUGAGAUUAAAGAAAUAAAUGAUAAGAUGAAGGAGGAGGAUGUUCUUCUUGCUGUUUCUGUUAAAAAUAAGCACCCGAUUAUUCCCAAUAUGGAAUUUAAGUAUAUAGAUGUAGAUGUCCAUGAGGAUUUAUAUCGAAUCAUAAAAUAUUCAAGUGGAGAAGUGUGCACAUCUUCGGACCAGUUGGACAAAGUCAUGAGGUUAUGGAGUACUGUUUUGGAGUCCCUGUUGGGUGUUCCAAGUCGAAAUCAAGGUGUACGAGAUGGACAAGAUAUAGACUCAAAGAGUUUUGUCAAAACCGGCAUCAGAGAAUUGGCUGAAAGCAAUGGGAGUCCUGGAGUAAUUAAGCAAAAUAAAACUCAAAAUAAUAUUCUACACGAACAAGCAGGUUCAAGCAAGGUCGGCUUAGUAAAUGGAGAAGUGAUCGCUGCUGAAAAUCAUUCUUAUGAUGUAGAUUGUGCCAUUUGGCAUGGUGAAAAUCUUAUCAAUGAUCCACAUCAAGGAAUUGUGCAGGCUAGUGCUCCUAUUGUUGAUGAAAUUUCUCCAGCAACUGUGCAUGCAGAAGAGUUGCCGGAUGGUAACAAUGUUGCAAGCACUGUCGAGGAAGUCGACACUCAAACAAAUCCAGAAAAUAUAACAGGGAGUACUGGUGCAUCUUUGAGAACUGUCAAUGUUGGAACAGAGCUACAAGGUGAACCUCGUUCAACCAGUGAAACUUUACCUUCGUCAGAGGGUGGACACUCUUCAAGGCCAAUUGAAUCUGCAAAUUGUGGUGGCAGUUUUGGGUGUAAUAAAGAUUUCAAGCCUACUGAAAGUUCUAUUUUCGUUAAGAAUUCUAAGAUUGAAAGAGAAGAAGGUGAAUUGUCACCUACUGGAGAUUUUGAGGAUAAUUUUGUAGCUUAUGAAGAUGCUGCUGUAACUGCAGCUGCUAAGCAGAAAGAUAUUUCUACUAGCAGACAGUACCAAGUCACGCCUGGAUGUGGUGAUGCUGCAGGUGAGAAUAAUGCUGAUGAUGAGGAUGAAGAAAGUCCUGAACGAUCCACUGAGGCCAGUGAAAAUGCAUCAGAGGCUGGUGAGGAUGUGUCCGGCAGUGAAUCUGGUAAUGGUGAGGAUUGUUCCCAUGAAGAUCAUGAAGAGGAUGAUGCAGAGCCAAAGGCUGAAAGUGAAGAGGAAGCUGAAGGAAUGACUGAAGCACAUGAUGUUGAAGGGGAAAUUACAUCAUUACCAUAUUCAGAACGAUUUCUGAACACUGUGAAACCUCUUGCUAGGCAUGUACCUGCUGCAUUGCAUUAUAAGCACGAAAAAUCUUCCAAGAUAUUUUAUGGAAAUGAUUCAUUGUACGUGUUGUUUCGGCUUCAUCAGAUAUUGUAUGAAAGGAUACUCUCUGCUAAGACAAAUUCAUCUGCUGCUGAAAAUAAAUGGAGACAUUCUAAAGAUACAAACCAUCCUGAUUUAUAUGCCAAAUUUAUGAGCGCUCUAUUCAAUCUACUUGAUGGUUCUGCUGACAAUACCAAAUUUGAAGACGAUUGUCGUGCUAUUAUUGGGACGCAGUCCUAUGUACUAUUUACAUUGGAUAAGCUAAUCUAUAAAGUUGUUAAACAGCUUCAAGCAAUACUCUCAGAUGAGAUGAAUAAUAAGCUUCUCCAUCUCUACUUGUAUGAAAAAUCAAGGCGAGCUGGGAGGCAUUCAGAUGUUGUUUAUAAUGAAAAUGUCCGGGUUCUUCUGCAUGAUGAAAGUAUAUACAGAUUUGAAAGUUAUUCACAAUCUUCAGAUGUAACCCGACUAUCAAUCCAACUUAUGGACUAUGGACAUGAAAAACCUGAUGUUACUGCUGUUGCAAUAGACCCCAACUUUUCAUCUUACUUGUACAAUGACUUUCUCUCAAGCGUUCCAGUGAGGAAAAGAUUGCAAGGUGUCUUCAUGAGGAGGAAUAAGCGCAAAAAUGUGGAUGGCGACGAGUAUUCUGCUACUUCCAAAGCCAUGAACGGGAUUCGAGUUACCAAUGGCUUGGAGUGCAAGAUAGCAUGCAAUUCAUCAAAGGUGUCUUAUGUGCUAGAUACUGAGGAUUUAUUGCUUCGAAUGAGAAAGAGAACAAGAUAUUCAAGCAAAGAACCCACACAAGCAGACGACACUAAAGCACAUCGAUUCCACAAUUUUGUUUCCAGUUUCAUGUCCAGAUCUUAAUGCAAUGCCAGAUGAGGUGGUGAAUUAGAAAUGGAUCUUGAUUUUUCCAGCAACCAUGAUGAAUUUUCUUUGCUGGACUUCUGGCACAUAUGUCAGCAUUGUACAUAGAUAAUUCUAUGGCUGUUGGCAUUACAAAUUUGUACAUAUGUAAUCCUUAAUUUUCUAUCUUGUUCAUACUCCUAUUUUACAAGGGAAACUCUGCUGUAAAAAGAAAGUUAUUAGGUUGUUUUUUUUUAAAAAAUUUUAAAAGAAUUUUUUUGUUAAAGUUAACUAGGAUUUAGAACAAUCAA
Zingiber officinale is the source of this 4826-nucleotide messenger RNA. Its product is annotated as paired amphipathic helix protein Sin3-like 3. The record is from RefSeq and is a predicted model, not a curated record. Gene Ontology annotation, molecular function: transcription corepressor activity. The transcript has 23 exons. Gene Ontology annotation, biological process: negative regulation of transcription by RNA polymerase II. Lineage: Eukaryota; Viridiplantae; Streptophyta; Magnoliopsida; Zingiberales; Zingiberaceae. Gene Ontology annotation, cellular component: histone deacetylase complex; chromatin. Bases 358 to 4536 code for a protein of 1392 amino acids.